Messenger RNA from Myxozyma melibiosi, 525 nucleotides. RefSeq names its product Mss4-like protein. The transcript has 2 exons. The record is from RefSeq and is a predicted model, not a curated record. Lineage: Eukaryota; Fungi; Ascomycota; Lipomycetes; Lipomycetales; Lipomycetaceae. Gene Ontology annotation, molecular function: carbon-sulfur lyase activity. The coding region runs from base 1 to 525 and encodes 174 amino acids.
AUGUCUGCACCCACGCACACACGAACAGAGUACAACUGCACAGCUCGCAUGCCGCCCGCUACUCUCCACGGACGCUGCCACUGCGGCGACCUCGAGUGGACCGUCACCGCCGACGGACGCGCGCUGCCGGGCCACACACUCUGCCACUGCCGCGCCUGCAAACUGCUCGGCGGCGGGGAUUUCUGCGGGAUACUUCUGACGUCGAUCUCUGCGAUCCGCUUCGAGCACGGUACGCCGCAGGUGUACUCCUACGUCGACGCCGACGGGCACACGAUCCACUGCACGUUCUGCAGCAAGUGCACGACGCACGCGUACCACCGCGACGAGAGCCGGGGCGACGAGAUCCAGGUGCGGACGUUCCCGCUGCUGGAGGCGUCGAUCAUGGCUGUCGACCGCGAGAUAAACAUGGGCGAGAAGUUUACGUGGCAGAAGAAGGUCGAUGGCGCAAAGAGCUUCAAGAGGAUGGUGCCUGCUGUGGCGAGAGGGCGCCACGGACGGAAAGCGCAGUUCAUGACCCGGGCGUGA